Carlito syrichta (Philippine tarsier) is the source of this 909-nucleotide messenger RNA. RefSeq names its product MRN complex interacting protein (gene MRNIP). The record is from RefSeq and is a predicted model, not a curated record. The transcript has 4 exons. Lineage: Eukaryota; Metazoa; Chordata; Mammalia; Primates; Tarsiidae. The annotation marks the transcript as partial.
GCGAAAAAGAGCACCAAAUGGACAUGCAAAGCUUGUGGAGAGAAACAGUCCUUCCUGCGGGAAAAGUCGCAGCCCUCAGAGAGCCGCUGGCUGAAGUACCUGAAGAGGGAGCCCCAGGAACUGGAGCUGGGAGGCGUGCAGGGUGGCGGGCAGCCCUUGUCCUGGGCAGCGGAGCCAGGCGCCACCUUCGGCCAAGACCCACCCAGAAAGAGGAAAUGCAGCCAGAGCAGCAUCCAGCCUCAGUGCAGCCUUCAUGUCCAGGAUGUGGGUGGCUUCGAGGUCACCUGGGAAGCCCAGGGCUAUGCUGGCCUGGCCAAGAAGGCGGGGCAAGGCUGCAGCCCCUGCCUCCAGACCCCUACAGACCGCAGCGCCCGGGAGCUCAGCACUCCUUGGUGGAGCCCACUGACGCCUGCCCAGCAGGUUAAAGCCACCACUUCCGCAGCAGCCCGAUUCCCCCUGCCACCUGGAGACAGCGCCCAUGUGAACACAGAGCCACCGAGGCCACAGCGGCACGGCCCCAAGGCAACUGAUGCAACAAGGGACCCCCAGGCUGAGCAAGGGAUUCCCAGGGCCAGCGGCCUCAGCAGGCCCGCCCGCCCACACUGCCCAGCGCCCUGGAGCCACGCAUCCCCCCACCUCAGGGCCCCAGGGGCUCUGCAUGAAGACGCCCAAGCAGUCUCCUGGGCCAGGGGCGGACCCUUAGCCCUAGGGGCACAGAAGUCCCCAUGCAUGCACCUGUGUGGCCUCUUCACAACCGAGGAGGACUUUGACGAUGCCCUGUGAACUGAGGCAGGCACGUUACUUCGGGUGCCUGUUCUGGCAGCCCCUUUCCACUAGACCCGUUCCCUGGAAACGGGCUCCUCCAAGGCACUUGGAACUCGCCAACAAUAAACAUAAACAUGGCUGUCA